CUUCGGGAUAACGAAUUUGGGCUAUCAAAACCCCAUCGGAGGCAAUAUGUUAGUGAGUCCAAGAUUGUCUGCUUCUCCCCGUGAUGAGGUGGAUUCAAGGAGCUGGGAUAAACAGUCAGGACUGCCCUCUAUCCAAGUCCAGAGGGGACCCCCAAAAUGCACUGAUACCGGCAGUAUCUACAACCAGCCUUCUCCCUUCAGCCCAGACAUACACCAAGGGAGCCAGGGGCGAUACAGAGAGAUGCUCAAACGGGUUCAGAUACCAAGAUCCCCGAAUCAGCUGUACUCAGUGCCCCUGACAGACAGCCAGCAGUGUGGAUGGUGGAUGUUUAAUGGAGGCCAAGGAAAGAUGCAUGAACCCUGGACCCAAGUCAGACGAUUCCCCCGCAAGAACAGUGAAAUGACCAAGUUUGUGAAAGAGAUGUCAAUGACGGACCGAGAGUUCAGCUUAUUCUGAUUUCCACUCCUGCAGUAACACACACAAUCCCAUCCAAAGACCUCUGGGACCUUUACACUGUAAGGACUAUUGUGGUUUAAUAAACUGAGACAUUUUCAUCAUAGCAUGUUAUUUAUUUUUGUGAGCUACUGUAUCAGGUUGUCAAUUGACCUCUGCCUUUCAACUGGUAAAAUUGAGCUGUUACCUCUCUCUAGAGGAAUACAAUUGUAAUGCGCUUGAGGAAAUAAGAGUAUUUUGUUUCAAUAAUUAGU
This is a messenger RNA of Salvelinus namaycush (lake trout), 708 nucleotides long. RefSeq names its product testis-expressed protein 49-like. The record is from RefSeq and is a predicted model, not a curated record. Lineage: Eukaryota; Metazoa; Chordata; Actinopteri; Salmoniformes; Salmonidae. The coding region runs from base 47 to 457 and encodes 136 amino acids. The transcript has 4 exons.